AUGACUUUCCAGAAUAGAGGGGAUGAGGAUGAAAGAGUGCAAUCUUCGGAAAGCGGGGGAGCCCAGCAUGAACAAGUAAUCCCAAGAAACCAUUCGAACCCGCUUACUCUAGUUCCAUCGCUUCUUCCGGCUGUUGGUUCAGGUUAUGGCCUCAGCGAUAGCAACAUCGCCGGAUUUGGCUCAGUGGCAGAGGAGCCUGCAAAUGCGGGGAACCAUUACCCGCCAUCAAGUACUGCAUUGCAUGACCCUUUCCAAUGGGAUGCUGGACAUUGGGCCAAUCUCAACGCAUAUGGUUCAUCCUCUAUGCGGGAAACCCAGCCUUCUAUGCCCAUGUCGACUAUGAACUCUGACGCGAACAAUUUCUCUAUUUGGGAAUCAUCCUUUCCCAACGUUCUCCAGUCCCCCACAGAUUACGGUGCAUCUUCGUAUACGCAACUCUUACCCAGCGCCAGUACUACCUCGCCGUAUCAAGACAGUUCGUAUCCAACAUCGACGUUUCAAGCAGAUGCUAACAUCGCUCAAUUCCCUUACCAAAUGAUACCAGAAACCGAUCAGAUCCAAGGCGAUCAAAACAACGAAGCCAAUGCGCUUGUCGCUCAGCUUCCGGUCGGCCCCUUAGGGAUUGUUGACGAUAAUCCAGCAACUAGCGCGAGUAAACGGAAACGUAAGAGAGUGAAGGCCGCUCCGCAGCCUAGCACGACUAAGAAGACGGUCGCCACGAGGAAACGUCUUGCGAAAUCGAAUAAACAGGAGCCAGCACCUGCCAUGCGCGAGCCAUCUAACUGUCUUCGAUGCCGUGUAUACAAAGAAGAUUGCGAUGAAAAUACUCCCUGUUCUACCUGUAUCAGGAAGCUGAAGAAAGGAGGGCGCAUCUGGAAACAACCUUGCUAUCGCGGCUGGUUGGGAAACGUGGUAGCAUUUCGCUUGAGCAACUCUGAUCUUGGACAAGUCCGUGCCACGUACCCUGAGCUAGCUUGGUCAGCAGAAGACACCAAGAUUCACAAGGUCGUUUUCGGAUAUGCGUUCCCACGAUCCUACGAUACACCCAAGUUUGUGCUUGAUUGUCGGAUGUUCAAACCUACACCAAAGCAGCGAUUCGACACAUCUUCCAUGACUGAUAUCGUGGGAAAAUUCCUGAUUGAAUGUCAACCCAUAUUUCAAGAAAACAUCUUGACGUGGGAGACUGAUGAGAUUCUGCGACUUACGUAUGCUGAAGCCAUCCGGUUUGCGACAAAACAUGAGAGUCAAGCUGUCCGGCAAGCACUGAGAGUGAAAUCGUUUGCUUCACAACAAAUUGAUCUCCUCGAUACCGCGCUUGGUAUAGAAGUCAUCCACGAUCCGAAUUUCUUCUUUCCGGGGUAUCGCCCGCUACCCAUGUAUCUCAUGUACCAAUGCGACCUCACCAUCAACCUGGUCAUCGAUGUUGCUAAACAAGACGCCAUGGAACAACUAAACUCUAUGAUAUUCUAUCAAGACCGAUUCAAAUGUUGGUUCGAAGUUUUCCUUUGCGUUUUUCUUGUACUGUGGACGAUCGAGAACGCGUAUCUUUGGCAGGUUAAGCAUCAAGGCCAGCUUCUUGAGACUCAACGAUUCGCAUCCAUGAGUUUUGUGACAAGACUCAUGCUGGAAGAAUGGGAUAACUCAGCCGAAAACCUCCUCGAACACUUUCGAGCCGUCAUCCGAGGACAUUUACCAUUCUCAGAUGACGGAGGGAAGAUGGUGGACUUAGCUGAACUUGAUCCAGAGUCGUCAGAAUAUGUGAAUCGGAUUCGCAACCUCAUGCAACGACGGCCAGGUACGUGA
Messenger RNA from Alternaria burnsii, 1803 nucleotides. RefSeq lists its product as uncharacterized. The record is from RefSeq and is a predicted model, not a curated record. Lineage: Eukaryota; Fungi; Ascomycota; Dothideomycetes; Pleosporales; Pleosporaceae. Bases 1 to 1803 code for a protein of 600 amino acids. The transcript is spliced from 6 exons.